Messenger RNA from Drosophila eugracilis, 1067 nucleotides. RefSeq names its product ubiquitin-conjugating enzyme E2 11-like. The record is from RefSeq and is a predicted model, not a curated record. The coding region runs from base 213 to 908 and encodes 231 amino acids. The transcript has 2 exons. NCBI's taxonomy places the organism in Eukaryota, Metazoa, Arthropoda, Insecta, Diptera, Drosophilidae.
AGCCUGUAAAUCCCCCAUUCUAAAUUAUUGUAUUCGUAACGGCAAAAGACCAGAUUAAAAGAGCUCCUGCAUGUGUUUUUAAUGCAUUAAGGCACAGGCGACACGUGACCAACGACGGACCACGACAUCGAUUUGACCAAAGGCCAGGGGAACCCAGCAAAGGAGUUGAACUAGAAAAAAAGAAUUUGAACUAAGGCAGAACGAAAGGGAUCAUGACGGAGAUGGGCCUACUACCGUAUGUGGACAUGGGCAAUCGUGGCGAUGGUGUUCAGUUUAAUGGACUUGCAAACAGGGCCAUCCAUUGGCUGGAGAGGCGUCAGCGAUUGAGAGAUCGUUUGAGAGAACAGGACCGGGCCAGGGAGUUGAGCCGGGAGAGGACGAGGGCUCCGCCCAGUUACGAGCAAACCGGACGCCUAGCAGCCGCGGCCAGAAACGCCAUUCCGGCAGUGCUUCGUCUUGUCAAGGAACUAAAAGUUAUGGAAACCGAUCCGCCGGAGCAUACUUGGGCGCGGCCCAAGUCGAUGAGCAACCUGCUGAGAUGGCGUGCCAAGAUCCGGGGACCCGAUGGCAGUCCCUACGAGGACGGAGUCUUUGAGCUGGCCUUGAGUUUCCCGGAGGCAUAUCCCUUCGAGGCACCCAUUGUACGCUUCAUUACGCCCCUCUACCACUGCAAUGUGAACGGACUGGGCUACAUAUGUGUGGAUGUACUGGACGAGCAUCAGUGCUGGUCGCCAGGACUUACGGUGGACAAGCUGCUUCUAUCGCUGAUGGCACUGUUGACCGAUGCCGAUCCACUGACGCCCUACAAUGUUGAGGCGGCCGCGCAGUUUCUAAAGGAUCGCAAGCGUUACGAUCAGAUCGCUCGCUCCUGGACCGAACGGCAUGCCAUGGAUGUGCCGUGGGAUUGAAUAUUUAGUCUAGUAGGCAGUUACAGUCCCAGUUCCGUAGUCUCCAAGGUGGCGGCGUUUUAUCGAUUGGUCGAGAGUGGAGCCGGAAUAGUUUUGGACAAAGUUUCGAUUGUGUUUCAGAUAGAUUUUUCGCGAAUAAACACGAAGGUGUUGUCUGUA